UCUGCCUAGACAAAGCUAAGUCUACAGUCAACACGAUAAUUAUGUUCUGCAUUGGUGGCGGUAUCCUGGUGGCCAUUCUUGUGCUGAUGGCUGUUGUCAUCUGUCUUUACUACAAAAUAGCCGACGCGUUGAGACCUCCAAAGGCACCCCUUUGUUUGGCCUUAAAGAGUAAUCCAGCCCUGCUCACUCAGGACAAGGUUGCUGCAGCUGCAGCCCUCACCGCUGGGUCCUACCCCAACCUCCAGUGCUGUGACGAAUGUAACUUAUAUGCCGACUUUGAUAACCUGCCACCGUGCUUCUGUGACGUAAACGAGGGACUCUGACUUGGGUGGGCACAAAUAUCUUCAUGUGCAGUUUUUUAGUAGAAGUAUUAUUCAAGUCAAAUUUUAUAAUGUUUACCUUAUGUAUUAUAGAACAUAUUUGUGUACUUUUGAAUAAAUGCAAUAUUGAAAAUAA
Molecule: messenger RNA, 456 nt
Organism: Neogale vison (American mink)
Lineage: Eukaryota; Metazoa; Chordata; Mammalia; Carnivora; Mustelidae
Product: protein FAM24A-like
Exons: 2
Coding region: 42-323 (93 amino acids)
Source: RefSeq, a predicted model, not a curated record